UUCCCGCCACCGCACCGGAAGUGCUCUCCUAACUCGCCGCGCCGCAGGAACAUGGCGCAGGAGGCAGGCGACAUGGAAGAUGGACAGCUUUCUGACUCGGAUUCCGACAUGACGGUCGCACCCAGCGACAGGCCGCUGCAGGUGCCGAAAGCACUAGGUGGGGAAAGUGCAGCGAGGCCCUUCCAGGGCACUGCAGCAACCUGUGCACCAGUCUCUCAUUAUCGGACAGUUAAAGGUGUGGACUCAAGUGAAGAGAGUUGUUCUGAUUCAGAUGAUGAUAGCUCUCUUUGGAAACGCAAGCGACAGAAAUGUUUCAACCCCCCUCCCAAACCAGAGCCUUUUCUGUUUGGCCAGAGCAGCCAGAAGCUUCCUUUUGCUGGAGGGAAGAAGGUUAACAACAUAUGGGGUGCUGUGCUGCAGGAGCAGAGUCAAGAUGCAGUGGCCACUGAACUUGGUAUCCUGGAAAUGGAAGGCACCAUUGACAAAAGCAGACAAUGCGAGACCUACAAUUAUUUGCUUGCUAAGAAACUUAAGAGGGAGUCUCAACAUACAACAGAAUUAGACAAAGAGCUAGAUGAAUAUAUGCAAGGUGGCAAGAAAACAGACUCAAAGGAAGAGGAAAAUGGGCAAGGUCAUCUCAAACGGAAACGACCUGUCAAAGACAGACUAGGGGAUAGACUAGAAAUGAACUACAAAGGCCGGUAUGAGAUCACAGAGGACGAUUCUGAGGAGAAAGUGGCUGACGAAAUUACUUUCAGGUUGCAGGAACCAAAGAAAGAUCUGAUAGCCCGAGUAGUGAGUAUAAUUGGGAACAAAAAGGCAAUUGAACUUCUGAUGGAAACUGCAGAAGUUGAACAAAAUGGUGGCCUUUUUAUAAUGAAUGGUAGUCGAAGAAGAACACCAGGUGGAGUUUUCCUGAAUCUCCUGAAAAACACUCCCAGUAUCACUGAAGAACAGAUUAAGGACAUUUUCUACAUUGAAAAUCAAAAGGAAUAUGAAAAUAAAAAAGCUGCUAGAAAGAGGAGAACACAGCUGUUGGGGAAAAAGAUGAAACAAGCUAUUAAAAGUCUAAAUUUUCAAGAAGAUGACGAUACAUCACGAGAAACUUUUGCGAGUGACACAAACGAGGCCCUGGCCUCUCUCGAUGAGCCACAGGAGGGACAUGGAGAAACAAAGCUGGAUGCAGAGGAAGCCAUUGAGGUUGACCAUUCUCACGACUUGGACAUUUUCUAGUACAUUUUAAGGAAUAAACCUUUCUUAAUAAUAUUGUAAUAAACCAUUUCUACUGAAUUGCUUUGUUUAACUUUGCACUGAUAAACAUGAAAAUCUGGAGAGAAAGACCUGUAUUCUUGUUUUAAAUAAAAUUGAGUAUGUGGUGAGAUGAAUGUGAUUGAUAGAAACAUCUAGAAUUUUCUCACAUCUGACAACAUAACGGGAGCAGAGCAUUUAAUUUCGCAAUCUGUUGCAUGUGCUAAUUAUAACUAGUUGAUAAUCAGUUGUCUAGGUCAUUAUAACAUGCCAUUCAAAAGUUUGUUUUCUCUUUCUGAUUUUGCAAUGAAUUAUGACUGGUUUCAAAACAUUCCAUUAAAAAAUCCUAAUGAGAUACAUAAAUUGUUAAACUAUUUAUUACAUAUGCAUCCAAAUUUAGUUUGUGUUCUAAGAACUCUUAGGCUUUUUUAAGGAUAAGAGAUUAAACUUCAAAUAGGUUUAUACUGAUGGCUUUUUCCACUUGUUUGUCCAGAAAUAAACAGCAGAAGCUCUUCCAAGAUAGAUUGAUUCAAACUUCAACUUUGUUUUGUCUUUUUUUUGUUGUGUUUAAUUUAACUUUGUUUUUGACUUAUCAACUUGGUCAUACACUCAAUACUGAAUGUGAACCAUACCUGUGUAAUUACCAUGUAUAUUUAAUUUUUUAAUGGUGGCUUGCCUAAGACUGUUUUACCUUAUGUUAAGGAAGUAUUAAAAAUGUCACAUCUGCAUGAAUUUUCAAAUUAUUCAUUUUUAUUAAAAAGGAGGAAUAAACCUUCUAAAGAUAGGUUACUUAAGAUGUUCCAAGAGUUGACUAUAGUUUACAAAAUAAAUUAAGCAAAACUAUGUAGGAUGUGAUUAGAACUAUACAGACAUUGUACUUGAACUCAGUCGUUCCUGAACUACAUGGUCAUUGAAGUUGGAUUUAAGAAUUUAAGUGGGAAAAGAAGAGAAAAGUGGUUAUUGGUUCCUUUGUGUUCAUAAAGAAUGCAAAAAUAAAAUUAAUUUUAGAAGUCAUU
Phyllostomus discolor (pale spear-nosed bat) is the source of this 2264-nucleotide messenger RNA. RefSeq names its product phosphorylated adaptor for RNA export (gene PHAX). Lineage: Eukaryota; Metazoa; Chordata; Mammalia; Chiroptera; Phyllostomidae. Bases 52 to 1233 code for a protein of 393 amino acids. Gene Ontology annotation, cellular component: nucleus. The transcript has 5 exons. The record is from RefSeq and is a predicted model, not a curated record. Gene Ontology annotation, biological process: snRNA export from nucleus.